Branchiostoma belcheri (Belcher's lancelet) is the source of this 4089-nucleotide messenger RNA. RefSeq names its product toll-like receptor 3. Gene Ontology annotation, molecular function: transmembrane signaling receptor activity; protein binding. The coding region runs from base 471 to 3074 and encodes 867 amino acids. The transcript has 6 exons. Gene Ontology annotation, biological process: toll-like receptor signaling pathway; immune response. The record is from RefSeq and is a predicted model, not a curated record. Gene Ontology annotation, cellular component: membrane. NCBI's taxonomy places the organism in Eukaryota, Metazoa, Chordata, Leptocardii, Amphioxiformes, Branchiostomatidae.
UGCGACGACAGACACAAGCCACGUACUGACAUGGUCAAACAACGACCACAACAGUCAACAACAUCAGACGUGAUGUCCACAGGACCGGGAACGAGUCUCUAUUUGUGACAACAGAUCAUAGAUCAUAUAAACGACACGGAGGUUCUUAAGGGCAAAUGUCACAGGAGACAAGCCCUUAAGCCUGUACGCAUGGCUGAAGUUGUAGGGUAGCAGUCUGUGUAGUGCUGAAUUGUGAGAUUCAAUGGCAGCUACUCAGGGUCUGACUACUCCAGAUCUGAAUACCGAUCGCACUGAAGGUUGACUUUCAUUACAGAGUCAGCUAAUUCAACGGUCGACCUUUCUACACCAACGUUUCCUUGACUACCAGCCAACUUAAGAACCUUUGAACCUACAGUGUGCUUUGAACCGAGGCCCAAAAACAAGAGGAAAUCAGUUCACUGGUCACGGAUUUUUACGUACAGUCAAGUAUAAUGGCGGCGGGUAGACUGGCACUUUUCGUCGCCACAACGUUGGCAGUAUGGUCGGUGAGUCAGCAAACUCCGCCGGCGACAGGGCAGGUCAGUACCGGGGCGCGAGGCAAAAGUUGCCGGGUCUACAACCGAACCGUGGCCGACUGUAGCAGCAUGAGGCUACGGUCCGUUCUCGAUGCCGCCGUCAGCGAGCUGCCUCCGACGAUAAAAACUCUGUACCUUCUCAGUAACGGCAUCACCACCCUUCCAGACUGUGCGUUCUGUCACCUCACUCAGUUGGAGUUUGUCGACUUGAGUUUUUGCAACAUCACAAGCGUUAGCAAGACUGCGUUCGCCAAGCUCGUACACAUGAAGACCAUUCUGCUCAUAGGAAACAACCUGACAACCCUAGAAAAUGGGACAUUCGAAGAACUGCAAAACAUUACUGAAGUCAACUUGGCCGACAACAAGCUGACGGAGAUACCCUAUGGUGCGUUUCCUGUAAAAAAUUCACUGAGAAUUUUGGACCUCUCGGGCAACCACGUAAACUUACAGGACAAGGGUACCACCAACUGGGACCGUUUCAAGUCUCUUCGGCAUAUUUUACUCCGACUAAACGGAAUCAGUUCUUCUACCGGUUGGAUAUUUGCCCGCGAGGACCUCAACGUCUCGCUGCGGACGCUGGACCUCUCGUACAACAAAAUUUCCCGGCUGGAUUCAGCAGCAUUUAACGGCAUUAGGAGCCUUCAGCGUCUAGUGCUUUCGAGUAACGACAUUCUGACAGUAAAUACAAGCUCUUUCAGUAGCCUUGCACAAACAGGGCUGGAAACCUUGGUCCUCUUCAGAAAUAACCUAACAAGCGUAACAGACAACACGUUCACGUCUGUGCCUCUUUUAAAGCGUCUGGAUCUCGCUUACAACAACAUUUCGAGGAUCGAAGACAACGCUUUUGAAGGAUUGAGACAUCUGGAGGUGUUGUCCUUGUACUUGAACCCGCUGUGGAGCGCCCCAAUGGCGGCGUUGGAAAAAUUAAACUCGAGUCUUUUGGAACUUGAUCUGAGAUUCUGCUCCAUGCUGAACAUCCAAGCUGACCAGUUUCGACGCUUCGGCAAUCUCCUGAGUUUAAACAUCUCCGAUAAUUACAUCGGAGCGUUGGGAAGCGGGCACAGGCUGACAGGGACAGAGUUCCGCGGACUAGACAACCUCACGUCGUUGAACAUUGGCGGUGGACCGGGCUACAACAGGAUGAAAAUCAUAGAAAAAUCUUUCGUUUUCCUGCCGAAGCUCCAGAAACUGGUCAUGUCGGGACUUCUCGGUUUCAACGAGAACUUCGAAGGUUCGUUCGAAUACAAUCCCGAUCUGAGACUGAUUGACAUGGACCGAAUGAACAUACGCGUUCUUAACCCGUACCUCUUCCAAGAUCUGAGAAAAUUAGAGGAGUUAGUGCUUUCCAACAACAACUUGUACUUGAUGCUGAACUCUGACUCUGCCAGUAGUAGCAAAAAGUUUGCACGGUUCUUUGGUGACCUCACUAACUUACAGACUCUCCGACUGCAAGGGAAUCGCCUGGAAUCUCUCCAAAAAGAUAUAUUUCAAAAUCUGACCAAACUCCGGUAUCUGAACCUGGGACCUGGUCUAUACGGCGACCACAACAACCGGCUUUCGAACCUUCAGAGAGAACUCUUCAAAUCGCUGACCAGUCUGGAGACUUUGCGGAUUGACGGAAACCUUUUGACGUCCGUAGAGAAGUCAGUGUUUGAACCCGUGUCUAAAUCUCUGAAGGAACUCUACAUCUACAGAAACAACUUCGACUGUACGUGCGAGAAUUUGCGCUGGUUUCGGGAGUGGGUAAACAACACUAGGGCAGACGUCAUCGGGUUGGCAGAGGGAAGGCUGACUUGCGCGACCCCACGGAAGUAUGCAAAUGAGAGCAUCUUGUCCUUCCACCCUGAGGUCGACUGCGUGUCCCAGGUGGAGGUGAUCGCGUCCAUAACGACGUGCUCGGUGUUUCUGGUGGUGGCGGUGGCGACCAUCGUGUGCCGACAGUUCGGCCUGCACAAGUACGUGCAGUACGUCUGGGUGCUGGUCACCAGGCGCCGCAAGGAGGCGUACGAGAGACUGGAGGGGGAAGACCUGGAGGUGGAGUACGACGCCUACGUUUCUCACUCGGCGGAGGACGUGCGGUGGAUCCAGGACGUUCUCAUCCCGAACCUUGAACAGAAGUCUCCCCAGCUGAAGCUGUGUAUCCCGGACAGGGACACCAUGCCCGGCCCGAUCAUCGACAACGUCCAGGAUUACAUCCGCCGCAGCAGGAAGACGCUCUGCCUCGUCACUCAACAGUACCUGGACCAGGAGGCGAGUUGGCUGGAGAUGCAGGUGGCGUCCUACCGGCUGUUCGACAAGGACGACCGGCGAGACGUGGUCGUCAUGGUGUUCCUGGAGCCCAUCCCGAAAAACAAACUAACACAUUUCCAGAAGCUGCGGAAGCUGCUGCGGCCGGGGAUGUUCCUGCAGUGGCCCGGACCAGACGACACCGCGGGCCAUCCGCUCUUCUGGCUGCUCCUGCGGGACGCCCUGGGAACGAGCAACAAUCCCGUACCCAGGGACAGGCCACAGGUUAUAUGAGCAGAACAACUCCGUUCCUGGGAACAGGAUACAGAACAAAUGGACAGAACAACUCUGUCCCUGGGAACAGACUAUAGAACAUAAGGACAGAACAACACCGUCCCUAGGAACAGGAUACAGAACAAAUGGACAGAACAACUCUGUCCCUAGGAACAGACUACAGAACAUAUGGACAGAACAACUCCGUCCCUAGGAACAGACUACAGAACAUAUGGACAGAACAACUCUGUCCCUAGGAACAGACUACAGAACAUAUGGACAGAACAACUCUGUCCCUGGUAACAGACUACAGAACAACUCCGUCCCUAGAAACAGGAUGAAGAAAGACACCGUCCCCAUAGGAACAGGCUACAGAACAUAUGGACAGAACAACUCUGUCCAUGGUAACAGACUACAGAACAACUCUGUCCCUAGGAACAGUAUACAGAAUGGCACCGUCCCCACAGGAACGGGCUACAGAACAUAUGGACAGAACAACUCUGUCCCUGGUAACAGACUACAGAACAACUCCGUCCCUAGGAACAGGAUACAGAAUGGCACCGUCCCCAUAGGAACGGGCUACAGAACAUAUGGACAGAACAACUCUGUCCCUGGUAACAAACAUAAGGAUAGAACAACUCCGUCCUUUGGAACAGAGUACAGAACAUAUAAACAGAACUUCGUCCUUAGAUUAGAAACACAUGCAUGAACAGAACAACUCUCUCCCUAGAAACAGGUUACAGAACAUAUUAACAGAACAACUGUCCCUAGGAACAGAACAUAUUGAAUAGAACAAGUGUUGCAGUAAAGAGUGUGAAAAUAAAGGCUUGUAAAAUAUCUUACCGUCCGUGCCAAAGACAUGUAAAUAUUGUUACAGUAGCAGUUUGCCAGAACACUUCUUGUAAAAAAAAAGACAGACAUAUUGUGGUAUUUUCAUGGAGUUCAUCUAGACAUGUUGUAGACUGAUUCAGACUUCAGCCAUGUAAAAUCUUCAUUGUGACGACUAAAGUACAUGCAUGCCACACAUCAUCAGCAA